This is a messenger RNA of Diorhabda carinulata, 4134 nucleotides long. Its product is annotated as RNA-binding protein RO60. Gene Ontology annotation, molecular function: RNA binding. The coding region runs from base 295 to 1926 and encodes 543 amino acids. The transcript has 7 exons. The record is from RefSeq and is a predicted model, not a curated record. NCBI's taxonomy places the organism in Eukaryota, Metazoa, Arthropoda, Insecta, Coleoptera, Chrysomelidae. Gene Ontology annotation, cellular component: ribonucleoprotein complex.
AGAUCGCUAAUAAUCAGUAUACGGUUGAUGCGAAUUUUGUAAUUAAAAAAAACUAUUAAAAAUAUAUAGGAUAUGCUAUAAUGAAAUGAUCUUUGUGUUGCAUUCGUAUUGAAUGCACCAAAUUAUUUUUCUUAGUGUUAUAAAAAAGAGUUUCUUAUUGACCGACCUUUUGCUUUGUCUGUGCUAGUUAUCGCUAUUUUGUGAGCCGUGUAAACCUACUGACAAGUUACAGCUGUGUUUUUGACAGUGACACUGUAGCAGUGAAAAAAGAAAAUUAUUUUAGCAUAUUGAGAGAUGGCAACAUCGAAACUUAGCAAUGAAGAGCAACUUAAACGCCUCAUUUAUGUAUGUAAUGUACGUCCAAUAUACUAUUGUGGAGGACCAGAAAAGUACAUGCCCAUUUCAAAACUAAAGAUAGAUUUACUUGAGACUAUGUUAAAAAACAAUUACAUGGAAUUGCUCAAUGUUAUAGAGUCGAUUAAUGAUGAUAAACUAAUUCCUUACCGUACACAAAUAUUCAAUGUAUUGUGUUUUGCUUUGAGAAUGGAAAAUGCCACACCAGAGAAAAAAAAUGCUAUUUGUGCCUUGGCUAGAAAACUCAUGAAAACUGACACAGAUUUUUUUGAGUUUGUAAAAUAUGCUUCUCGAUUUCAUAAUAAUAAACUUUCAAAAACUGUUAGAAAAGCAAUAAUUUCAUAUUAUUCAAGCAAAAGCCCAGAAGAACUUGCUCAGUUUUAUGUUUCUGCUAAAAGUGUUCAUGGAAGAUCUCAUAAGGAUCUCAUCAAAUUGUGUCACAUGCAAUCAAAAACACCUGAACAUAACAUAGUUAUCAAUUACAUUUUGAAAAAUAGUUAUAAAGCAAAUGAACCAGGACAUCAGAUACUGGAAGUUAUGCGAAAGGUUGAUACUUUAAGGAAAACUAGUGAUCAUAAAGUUGCUGUUCCAUUGAUACAGGAACUAAAAGCCACCAUAAAUCAAGUUGAACCAAAACUUAGAAAAUCGGCUGAAGUUUGGAGUGCGGUACUGUUGAAUAUGUCUUUAAAAGAGGUAUUACCAACAUUGACAAAACUUUAUAAGCUUGGAUUCCUGAAAAAGGAUUCUCCAAUUCUUGCUAGAGUUACAGAGAUAUUAACCAAUGGAGAUAAGAUAAAAUCGAGCGGUAUCCAUCCCUUGGAAGUCUUUAUAUACAUGAAAAAUUUCGAAAGGGGUGGAAAACCUUUGGAUGCAAAAUUACUUCAGCAUUUGCAAUUAGAGAAGAAACUCACAGAGGAGGAAUUGAAAAAAUUGAGAACACCACAUGAGGUUAAGUGCCCCAUUGUUCUAAGUAAUCUACAGAAAUGUAUGAACAUAUCUUGUAAUAAUAUUCAAUCUUUCGGAAAAAGAUAUCUAAUCACAAUUGAUACUACAGAAAAAACGGAAACCCCAUGUUUGUGUAAUAAAAACAUUACUGGCAUUGAAGCAGCAUCAGCUUUCGUCUGGUUUCUAUUAAGAACAGAAAAAGAUGUUACAGUGGCUGUUUUUAAAGAUAAAGAUGUAGCAAUUAUUCCUCUUGAUAAAAAAAGUCAUAUCAAUGAGUAUGUUAACAAACUAAAAGAAAACAAGAGUCAGUUCUUAGUGAUGGCAUCGCCAAUAGAAUGGGCGACAACAAAUAAAAAACAUUUUGAUGUAUUUUUAAAUUUCGUCCAUCACAAAGAUUAUUACACUGACGCUCCUAAGGAAGUUAGGGACAAAAUGGCUAAACCAGUGGAGGCCUUACAGAAAUAUAGAAAAAAGCUCAACCAUCCAAAUGCAAAGUUGGUUACUUUUCUUCUGUCAUCUCCGGGUCUAACGAUUUCCGAUGGUUCUCCUAAUGUUCUAGAUGUCUGUGGCUUUGACAACGGUGUCCCGAAACUAGUGGAAGCCUUCUGUCGCGGUCAUUUCUGUUGAAUUUUGACACAAACUGUCUAUAAAAACUAAAUUCGAUCUAAAAAAAAGUGUUCAUUGAAAUUUUAUAUUUUUUUUACAACGCUCGAAUAAUGCUAGUGAUAAAAACACAAAACUUUUUCCCAUGACAUUGAAAAUAUUCGAACGUUUUUGAUAAUGCAAUAUCAUAUACUAGACUCAACUAAACUCAUAAAGCCGGUUCACGAAAACAAACAGAAAUAUUCACAUAGUUCUGGUCAUUUCUAUCUGUCAACUGAUAGGAAUUGAAAAUAUCCUCAUGUUUAUUAUAGUUUUGUAAUAAUAUAGUUUAUAUUACAAAACUAUAGUAGUUCUUAUUAAAAACAUAAUAGAGAGGUUGACUUUAGCGGCUUUUUAGAAUUAUAUUCGCUUUAGGGAAGGGUUUUGUCAACUUUUAUUUUAUUUCUAUAUGAUUUCGAAGUAAAAUGAACUGUUUUCAUCAUCUGUUUAAAUAUAAAAUAAUAUUAUUUCUUCCUUUUCAUCGAUUUUGAAUAGCUAUUCAGUUUUACUGUUCCUAAAACUGAAAACUGUUUUCAAAAACUUAUUUUAUCGAUCUUGUAAAUGUUUUUCAAUUUAGUCUGGUACGAGUAAAUUUACACGCACACAUGUGAUAUUUUCAAUUUUAUUUAUUUAUUUUUUUGAUAGUAUUUAUGUUAUUCGGAAAUAAAAAUGUGUGUUUUUAUUUUCAAAAAAUUAUUUCUGUUGAAUUUAUGAGAAGUUUUUUUAUAAAAAUAUCUCCUAUUGUAUUAAUAUGAGAAAAAUCGAAAUAUCUCCUGAUUGCAAGAGAAAAUUUAAUAAAUGUUUAGAAGGUAUUUUUAUAAAAAUUAUUAAGACACAUACGUUUUUAUUGCGUUUUUUUCUUGAAUCCAAAUUUUGUUUUUCUGCAACAUGUAUCAAUGUAAUGGUAAAUAAAAGUCCAACUUCUCUGACUGAUGACUAUAAAUUAUAAAUAAAUCAUCUAUAAACUAGUGAUGACAUAUCUUCAUUAUUAGUCGUUUUAAUGAGCAUUUGAUGAAUAAUUUUACUUUACAUAUGUGUAAUGAUUUUUCUAAAUAAAUAAAUUCUACUAAAGUCUACUUUGAGUUCGACAGCUGUUGGUUAAAGGAAAGUGUCUGCUACUAGUAUAUAAUUGCAGUCAUUUGUCAGAGUCAUUGAAAAUACUAAUAGGUCUUACAUGCUCUUGGAUAUGUGGAUUAAUCUUUUUUCUGUUCACUACAUAUUAUUUUGCUUAAAUAAUUAUUUUUCGUCUCUGGUUUGUUGUUAGUUUACAUUUAUCUGUGUUUAUAAUAAUUGUACGAGUGAUUCAGCAUGAAAAAAGUUUUAGCGGUACAAUUUUUGCAUAUUUUUUGUAUGCCUAAGUGCACUUAGUGGUAAUUUGAGUUAACAAUUAAAUUGCUAACCAUCUAUACCAGGGGUCUCCAAACUACGGCCAGAUCCAGCCCGCGACAGCCAAAGUUUUGACUGAGAAUGAAAGCACAGAAUGAUGAUUACUCAGUUUUAUUUACUUGCAAGGUAAAAAUUUGAUGACGCUGAAAACUUAACUAAAGCAUCUAUGUUUAAGCAUAUAACAAAUAAGAAAAAAAUAUAAAAUGAAUACCAAUUAAUAAAACAAAAACAAAAAAAAUACACUGAGAUUUAUGGAAUUGUGAUUUUUUUCCGAAAAUUGUUUGUAGUUUUAAUUUUAAAUUAAUUUUACUUGUACCAAUUAUUUAAAGAGAUUUGAGAUGCACAUCGAUCAAUUUACUUAAUUUCACAAUUAAAAUUAAAAUAAGGGCCAUUGGAUCAUACCAAAAAAUUAUUCUGGUUUGAAGGCCUCAAAGUUUGUAGACUCCUAAUCUAUACCAUAUAAAUGUAUUUAAUUUACCAUUACUAUGACUAAAACGAUUUUUUUUUCCUACGACGUUAUUGUUUUAUUUAUAAAAAGAAAAAUUUGACUUUUAGGUUAUAUGUGAUUUGCUAAAGUCGUAGGAAACAUAUCGAGUUUUUUUCGUAAAAGAAAAGGCUGUUGGUAUAGCUUUAAGUAACUUUCUGCGUUAAGUAAUUUAUUUCAGGGAAAUCGAACGUGAGAGUUUUUUAUUACAAAAAACAUUAAUUGACGUUAGAGUUAAUAGUUACAUUUAUGUUAAGAUCAAUAUUUAUAUGUUUUUAAAGAUGUAUUUUGGUAGCUGACCUAAUAAAUGAAAUUGCAUAACC